UAUCAUCUUAGCUUCUGCCUGAAAGGACAAGGAUUAGAUGGCAACUUCCCUGCUGUAAUAGACUAUACACCAUAUUUGAAGUUUACACAAAGUUCUGACAGUAUCAGCAGUGAUGAGGAAGAACUCAGGACUCUGGGCAGCAGUGGCAGCUCAGGAAGCAGCACUCCAGAGAAGGUGGGCCCUCCUUUCAUCAUGGAUGAGAACAGCUGGUUCAACAAGUGUAAGAGAGUGAGACAUAAGUAUCAGCUAACCCUGGAACAGAAGGAAAAGUUACCAUAGUCUUGACCAGUUGUCAGCAGAAGUUAGCCUUUCUCAGACUUCAUUGGAUCCAGGUCAGUCACAAGAAGGAGAAGGAAAACAAGACCCAUUGAAUUUCAUCAGUGAAGGU
This is a messenger RNA of Ictidomys tridecemlineatus (thirteen-lined ground squirrel), 388 nucleotides long. NCBI's taxonomy places the organism in Eukaryota, Metazoa, Chordata, Mammalia, Rodentia, Sciuridae. The record is from RefSeq and is a predicted model, not a curated record.